This is a messenger RNA of Arachis ipaensis, 2255 nucleotides long. NCBI's taxonomy places the organism in Eukaryota, Viridiplantae, Streptophyta, Magnoliopsida, Fabales, Fabaceae. The record is from RefSeq and is a predicted model, not a curated record.
UUUUAUGUGUGAUGAUCCCUCCCUAAUGACAAGUAUCAUCAAACUUUGAGCAAGUAUAAUUUCAUCUUUCAGCAAAGAUGAAUAUCAGACGGAUCAUUCAAAAACUACCAACACUGUGGAAUUUGUUGGAACUACAAAUUCUGGUUCUGGUGAGUCUCUUCUUGCAAACGGCUCUGAUACUUUUAGGGAGUCGAAGGAAGUACAAAAACAAUGCAAUAAUGCAAUUCGUGGUCUGGUGCUUCUAUCUGUCCGCGGACUGGAUAGCGACCAUCGCUCUUGGUAUUCUUUCUGAAGACAUGAGAGAUUCAUCGAAAGACCUGGAAUCCAAGUUCGUAGUUAUGGCUUCUUGGGCACCUUUCCUUCUCGCGCAUCUCGGUGGCCCUGACACAAUCACUGCAUAUUCUCUUGAGGAUAAUGAACUUUGGCUGCGACACCUGAUUGGCUUAUUCUACCAGUGCUAUGUGGCAGUUUACGUGGUCUACAAGUCAUGGAAAGGGGGACAUCUUAAUUAUGUUACCAUUCCAUUGAUUGUGGCAGGAAUGAUCAAAUAUGGUGAGAGGACUUGGUCUUUGAGGUCCGGAAGCAGCCAAAAUUUCAGAGAAUCCAUCAUUCCAGCGCCAGACCCUGGACCGAAUUAUGCCAAAUUUAUGGAUGACUACUCUGCAAAAAAGGCUGAAGGAUACAGAGUUUCUUUAGGGAAAGUGAUUAAAACUGCUCCUGCACCACCAUUGACCCAAAGUGCAGCAUUGAAUAACAGUAUUGCAAAUGCUUCAUGUUUACGCGACGGAUUCUAUUUCUUCAGGAUUUUCAAGUGCCUAUUCUCAGAUCUCAUCCUUAGUUUCCAAGACCACAAGAGCAGCCAAAGCUUCUUUAGGAGCAACUCCUGUGAACAUGCUUUUCAAGUGGUUGAGAUUGAACUUGGAUUAAUGUAUGACAUUCUAUACACAAAGGCAAUUUUCACAUACACCCGUCUUGGCAUUUUCGCCAAAUUUGUGAGCAUUUCUUGUACAAUCUCUGCAUUUGUUGUCUUUUGUCAUUCCGUAGACAUAAACCACAAGGAGAAUGAGCGGGUUAUUACUUUUGUGCUCUUUAUUGGAGCUAUUUUACUUGAGAUAUAUGCUGUCAUUGUUUUACUUUCUUCGAGUUGGACAAUGAUUUGGUUGAGCAAGCGCAAGAAAUGGCUAGUGAAUCCUCUCUAUAGGUCUAUCUCUCGUUUACAAGUUUUGCUUAAAUUAUCACACACUAAAAGCUGGUCCAACCAAAUGUCACAGUUCAACCUUAUUGAUUUCUGCCUCAAGAAUAAGUCAGUUUUAUGCAUCAAGGUCCAAAUAUGUCUUCACAUUUAUAGGCAUUUUGAGAAGUCUUACUACACAUAUUCAGAUGAUGUCUCUGAACAACUGAAAUCCUUUAUUUUUGGGGAGCUUUUCAGGAUGUCCGAUAGUGCAUCAGAUAUUGAAUCAUGUAAGAAAUUAUGUGCUCAUAGGGGUGACAGAGUCUUGAAUGAAAAGGGCCGUCAUGAGUUUGAUUGGAGCAUUGAGGUAGAGUUUGAUCAAAGCAUAUUACUUUGGCAUAUUGCUACUGAUCUCUGCUAUUACGAUGAUGAAUCUUUUAUGCUUCAAAGUUGUGUAAGAAGCAGAUUGUUCUCAAAUUACAUGAUGUAUCUUCUUGUCCGACGCCCUUCUAUGUUGCCGAAUGGAAUUGGCCAGAUCAGGUUCGACGAUACAUGUGCAGAGGCGAAGGAACUUCUGCUGGAAAGGAAGUACAUGAAGAAAGGAAAGGAAGCUUCCGACAUGAUACUACAAGUAAACACGGAAAUUCCGCCGUCAGAAGUGAAAGGAGAUAGAAGCAAGUCGGUGCUGUUUGAUGCUUGUAGGCUUGCAAAAUCUUUGCAAGCUUUAGAAACAGAGAAGAAUUGGAGCAAGGAGGAGAAAUGGGAAAUGAUAAGCCGUGUUUGGCUGGAGAUGCUAUGCCAUGCGGCGAGUCACUGCAGAGGGCUCGAACAUGCCAGGCAGCUUAGCAGAGGUGGGGAGUUGCUUACCCAUGUCUGGCUUUUAAUGGCACAUUUAGGCAUAACUGAACAAUUUCAGAUUUCACAAGGUCAUGUAAGGGCAAAGUUAGUACUAGACUAGAUAUGUUGGAUGCAUCAGUAACUGAAGCUGUUUGUUUCUGUUUCCGUUUUCUACCUCCAUUAUUGAAGAUCAUGUGUUUGUGAAACUAGCAUUUGCUUGUAUUUAAUAUCGUGAAUUAUCGCCAAA